CAACAAACAGCCGGAACAGCAAAGCUGGGGAACCGCGGGAGACGAUGAAGCCCGACUCGGGCAAAUUAUACAUAGAUACAAAUCCUUUUUAAACCGGAGGGGGAGGAGUCUCGGGGCCUAGACUUACCUCAGAAUCCACGGCGGCAGACUCACGCCGCCCGAACACGGGAAACCGGAAGUCGCGGUUUGAACACGUCACUUCCGCAUCACAUGACAAGAAGUAACCUCGAAGCCCGCUGUUUCGGGCUCUUCUUAAAGGGCCAUGCUUAGUCGGCGAGGCCUCGCAACGGCGGCUGUGGCUCUGGCGGCGGGGAAGCGCUUCCUGGCGAAGGCGGCGCCUGGGCUGCGGAGGGAGCGGGCGAAAGUGGGCGUGGCCUACGCCGCCAUCACGGGCAGCGUCGGCCUAUCAGCCUUUUCCUUCUUCUCCCGAGAAGCCGAGGAAGAAAACGGAGGAAGCAGGGAAGAAGGGAAGGACGAAGAGACGGAAGGAGGAGGAGGAGAGGAAGAAGAAGAUGCCAUUGUGCUCUUGCUGAAGAAAGCGAAACUCAGCAUCAUGAAGGGAGAGCUGGAGGAAGCCGAGAGGAUCCUCCACGAAGCCGCCCGCCUCUCUCACCGGUCGGACAACAAGGCGGCCAUCAUCUACACCUACGACACGAUGGCGAACCUGGCUUUCAUGAGGGGCCAAAUGGAGCAGGCGGAGAAGCUGUUCAAAGCGGCCAUGAGUCACUUGCUCUCCGGAGACACCAAGGAAGACGACAACGCCGUCGUCGAAAUGUCCCUCAAGCUGGCCAGCAUCUACGCUGCGCAGAACCAGCACAAGUUGGCGCUGGCUGGCUACGAGUUCUGCAUCCUGACCCUGGAGGAGAAAGUUGCCAAGCAGAAAGACAUGCCCAGCGAUGCUCUAACAGAGGAAGAAAGGAACGACACGCGGCUUCUCCUGGGCAUGAGCCUGGACUCUUACGCCCGCUAUCUGCUGGCUCACAGCCAGGCGGCCGUGGCUCAGAAGAUGUAUGAGCGGGCGCUGCGCAUCGCCACCGAGGUCCAAGGGGAGACACAUCCCCAGACGGUGGUCCUGAUGAACGACUUAGCGACCGCCUUGGAUGCUCAGGGGCGCUAUGAAGAUGCCUAUGCGCGGGUGAGGAAGGCGGCAGAACUGGCGCGGGAGACCGAACACCCGGAAGCCCACAUUGUGUUGAACAACUUGGCUGGGAUCCUGAUGCAUAAAGAAGAUUAUCCUCAGGCCAAAGAAGUCUACCAAGAAGCCCUGAAGCAGGCGGAGAAAAUCGGAGACGAGGCAUCGGCCCGGUACAUUCGGAAGGAGCUGGUGGAACUGGCCAAGAGGAAGAAAAGGCGCACAAAGUUGCAGAAGGAGAACAGAGAAGAGGCUGGGAGAGAGUGAGAGUCGUUUUCCUCCGCAAUGCGCAGAACGUUUUGUAUGGCGCUGCUGGUUCUUUGGUGCUAUAAGGACCCGGGGCAUUUGUUGCUUUGAAACGCAGCCGUCAGAAAAAGAGGCCAAGGCAUGGCAAGGCUCUGGAAGGCCGGGACUGGGCAUGCAAUGUGUUGCGGGAGAUAAUCUGACAUUUCAGGGACAUGGUGAUUUAAAGAGAGAAGGGGUAUACCUUGCGGAUCUCAGCACUAAAUAAAUGGCGAAGGCGUCUGGUUGCUUCAGCCACA
Molecule: messenger RNA, 1674 nt
Organism: Sceloporus undulatus (fence lizard)
Lineage: Eukaryota; Metazoa; Chordata; Lepidosauria; Squamata; Phrynosomatidae
Gene: TTC19
Product: tetratricopeptide repeat domain 19
Exons: 10
Coding region: 263-1399 (378 amino acids)
Biological process (GO): mitochondrial respiratory chain complex III assembly
Cellular component (GO): mitochondrial inner membrane
Molecular function (GO): protein binding
Source: RefSeq, a predicted model, not a curated record